UAUCAUAUCUGUUCAUUUAAGAUUAUAGGAUCAGACUGUUAUAUUGCUAUUUUAUUUGUAUAGUUAUCAGUAUAUUUGUAAUACAAAAAUAUUUCAAACUGGAAAAGGAUUAUAUGUCUCAUAUAAUUUUAUAGAAUGUCAACCAUCUCAACAACAGAUAUGUGUGCUUCACUCCGGUCGGUGGCAGUAUGAUUCCCGCAGCCAAUGACAGACCCAACUCUGACUGACUGGAUAGCCAAUGACGGAGAUGCGUGGUGACAAGUCAACGCAUAUGGCGAACGGAACAGGAUUUGUGUCCUCGACACACAGGCGAACAUGCCUUGAGAAGGUGUUAGCGCUGGUCCUCGCUACCUUCGCCAUUGCUGUGAUAGUGUUAGCUGCGCUUCUGGUACAAAGUUAUAGCUCUACUCAAAAGGAUAUCUGCCUUACAAAAGAAUGUACAGAUGUAGCCGCCCGGGUAAUUAACGCGAUAGAUUACAGCGUGAACCCAUGUGAUAACUUCUACGAUUUUGCAUGUGGCACUUGGAUGAAAAAGCACGUGGUACCAGAGGAUAGGUCCAACCUCUAUACAUAUGGGGUGGUACGAGAGAAUGUGAAGAUAACGCUGAAGUACUUGCUUGAGGGCGACAAGGAGGCGCAUGUUGAGGCAGUGAAGAAGGCCAGGGACUAUUACCAGGCAUGCAUGAACGAGACCCAUAUCGAGUUAAUGAAUGCUUCUGAGCUAGCCGACAUUCUAACAAAUGAGCUUGGUGGAUGGCCGACGCUUGGUUCAAAUGCAGGAGGAAAUUGGAACGAAUCCUUGUUCAAUUUUGAGGACGAUUUAAUUCGUUUAAGGACCCUAGGUGGGUCACCGAUUAUAAAAAUAUAUGUGGGGACGGACGAAAAAGACAGUGGAAAGAAAAUACUUAUGGUACAAGAGCCGUAUUUGAAUUUAGGCAGCAGGGACUAUUUUUUCAAAGAUGAGCAUGAAGACGUUAGACAAGCGUUUAUGACGUACAUGACAAACAUGGCGGUUCAUUUUGGAGCAGACGAAAAGACGGCGCGAGAAGAUUCGCUAGAAGUGUUUGCCCUGGAUUCUGAUCUAGCUAAUAUAACGUUAUCAAAAGAGGAAAGCAGAAAGCGGGAUGAUAGAUACAACAAAAUGACAAUUGCAGAACUCGAACGGCAGUUUCCAACACUAGACGUGUUUGACUGGUCAAGAUUGAUACAGCGGUUGGUCCAAACUGCAACAGACAAUAUCACCAUUACAGAGGAGGAAUACAUUGUGAUGGAGACGCCGAAAUAUUACAAGGAAGUGUUCAAAAUACUCAAGAAACAUAGAAAUAGGACAAUAAAGAACUACAUAAUGUGGUCCUAUGCAUCUAGGCUUGUUAGCAGGCUGCCGAAACGAUUUUUAGAUGAAUCCCAGACAUUGAGGAAGGUGCAGUAUGGAAACGAGAUGAAACAGUCACGAUGGAAGCAGUGCUCCCAGUCCACCAUGUACGACUUUGGGAUGGCUGUUGGGAGAUUAUUUGUACUGGAAACAUUCGAUGUCGAAGCAAAACAUAUGGCACUUGAAAUGAUCAGUGAUAUUCGAGAAGCUUUCAAUGAACGGCUGGAUGAACUUGAUUGGAUGGACCCGGAAACCAAGAAAGUCGCUAUAGAGAAAGCAAAACACAUAAAAGAAAUGAUCGGCUUUCCGGACUUUAUCUUGAACGAUACAGCUCUUAACAAGUAUUAUGAAGAGGUAACUGUUGACGAUAAACAUUACUUCACUAACACAGUCGAGAUAAUGAAAGUAGUUGCGAUGAAAUCUCUCAAGUCCCUGAGAUCCCCAAAUGAGAAGGACCCGAAAGGUUGGGAUAUUCCCCCGGCAGUCGUCAACGCUUUUUAUUCACCGCUCUCGAAUGUUAUAACGUUUCCAGCCGGUAUGCUGCAGCCGCCGUACUACAGUAAAUAUCAACCAAGGUCGAUGAACUACGGGAGUAUCGGCUGGCUGAUCGGACAUGAAAUCACGCAUGCCUUUGACGACGCUGGUCGAAUGUACGACAAAGAUGGUAAUCUCCAGAACUGGUGGAAACCAGAAGCCAUCAUGAGGUUCAACAACAAGACUUCCUGUAUUGUAGACCAGUACAACAGCUAUGUGGCUCCACAUGCAAAUAUGAACCUAAAUGGUGAAUACACUAAAGGAGAAAACAUAGCUGAUAAUGGCGGUCUCCAACAAAGUUGGAAGGCAUACCGAACUUGGAAAGGACGGAGUAAAGUUAAUGAGCAGAGUCUUCCUGGGCUUGACUACUCACACGAACAAUUGUUCUUCAUUAAUUUUGCACAGGGUUGGUGUGGAGUGACCACAACGAAGCGAGAGAGAGACCAGAUCCUUACUGAUUCCCACAGCCCAGGAAGGUUCAGGAUUAUAGGUUCCUUGCAAAACUCUAAGGAGUUUUCCGAAGUGUUCAAUUGUCCAAGAGGCAGUUAUAUGAAUCCAGAGAAGAAAUGUCAUGUGUGGUAGAUUUACAUGACGAUGUAUGUGAAGGAAAUACAUUCAAACAUUGGUCCGUCCAACAUUAAAACACAUUUACACCCAGUGUUUUAUAUGCCCUAUAUGAUAUAGACCGGGAAGUAUUAUAGUUUCACCAGCGGCGUACGGGCGGAGGAUUAUAUCGGUGUUGAGUGUGUUUUCCGAUCAGUACCUUUAAAAGCCCUUGCCCAAUCACCACCAAUUAUUGCCAGAAUGUGUAUGAGCAUAAUAUCACGGAAAAGUUUAAUAACAAACCAUAUCGCUGAAGUCACUCUAGAGUUAUCGCUCUUUAAUUAUAAAAAAUACCUAUAAUCGGUCUUGUCCGAUUAUUCACUUUAGAAUUCUCUGUCUAAUCAUCACCAAAUUGAUUCAGAAUGUGCAUGGACAUAAUAUCUCGGACAUGUUGGAUAACAAACCAUUUCACUUAAUUACUCGAGAGUUAUCGCCCUUUAGUUAAAGAAAUGACUUAUAAUCGGUCUUGUCCAAGCAUACCCAUAAUUUCUUAAGAAUGUUUAUCGGCCUACUACUCGGCGAAUUUGAUAACCAGUUAUAUUACUAUAGUAAUUCUAGAGUCAAUUAAAGAAAUUACCAUACAUUGGCCUUGUCCGAUCAAUAACUUAGGAAGCAUUUGUCCAGUCAUCACCAAGUUUGAUUAAAACAUGUUUUGUUAACCAGCCAUGUCUCUUUAGUCUCUCAAGAGUUAUCUCCCUUUCAUUAUAGAAAUUGCCUGGAAUCUGUAUUGUCCGAUUAAUAAAUGACAAAGCUUUAGUCCAAUCAUCACCAAGUUUGGUCAGAAUGUGUAUGGGCAGAAUUGCUUCCGUCGCUCGAAAGGUUUGACAAUUGAAUUGGCAAAAAAACUUUACUAACAGUAUCCUCUCUCUAAAAUGACUUAAUGUACAACCAAUUUACACCAAACUUUGUGUCGUAAAAGUAGGACUGGCGUAUUUUGCGAUAGUUGGCGCUCUUGUUAUAUUUGUGGUAUACCAGUUAUUCAGUUAGGGGUUAUUUCAGUUAUUUUUAGGGAUUUUUUCUGCUCCAGAUUUAACGUCGAGCCCCCGAACUUAGAUUUUACGACAAAGUUACGUUUGAGAAAUUACCGAUCAGAAGCUGACUUCAACCAAAUAUUUGAGCAUCGGUCUACAUUGAAUUCUAUAUGUAUUUGAAGAAUGCUUUACUUCUGUUGUAGAGGUAUUGAGUAACUCGAUAUUGAGUUCACCAAAAAGCUUAGAGACAUAGUUAAAUCCCUACAAAUAAGCUAUAGACAUAAUAUGUUGGUGUUGAAUUCAAAGAAAGAGCUUCGAUAAAUUGUUGAAUCCCUACAAAUAAGCUAUAGACAUAUGUUGGUGUUGAAUUCAAAGAAAGAGCUUCGAUGAAUUGUUCAAUCCCUACAAAUAAGCUUGAAACAUAUGUUGGCUUUGAAUUCAACGAAAACGUGAUGGAGGCUGUGGAAGUGACGUUUGCGAAGUUUGUGUUAGAGAGUUUGGAUGAUAUUGUUGCAAUGCUCUUCCAUCAGACAAUUUGCAUGUACAUGCUCAGAUUUUUCAAUAAACAAA
Mya arenaria is the source of this 4050-nucleotide messenger RNA. Its product is annotated as endothelin-converting enzyme 1-like. Gene Ontology annotation, cellular component: plasma membrane. The transcript is spliced from 23 exons. Bases 239 to 2488 code for a protein of 749 amino acids. Gene Ontology annotation, molecular function: metalloendopeptidase activity. Gene Ontology annotation, biological process: protein processing. NCBI's taxonomy places the organism in Eukaryota, Metazoa, Mollusca, Bivalvia, Myida, Myidae. The record is from RefSeq and is a predicted model, not a curated record.